This is a messenger RNA of Orbicella faveolata, 3827 nucleotides long. Its product is annotated as endosomal/lysosomal proton channel TMEM175-like. Lineage: Eukaryota; Metazoa; Cnidaria; Anthozoa; Scleractinia; Merulinidae. Gene Ontology annotation, molecular function: proton channel activity; potassium channel activity. The record is from RefSeq and is a predicted model, not a curated record.
ACAAAAUGUUCGGAGAUCUUCGGAAGUAUCUCGCGCCUUUCCGAAGUUGAGCCAAAAUCCAGGAUUCACGUGAUUUCGAAGUGUUUCCUCGAAAAACAUGGCGGAACAGCGCGAUGUGGUCCAUCUAAACCGCCUAAAAUGUUUCAACGAUGCUGUAUUUGCCAUAGUCUCGACAAUUUUGAUCCUCCCAAUUCGGAGACUGGAGGAAAACUCUACUGUUAACCUUAAAACUGAGCUCAACAAUCGACUGGUUCAGCUUGUGGUGUAUUUUAUGUCAUUCCUUGUCAUUUGCUCCGUCUGGAAAUCUCACGUGCACCGAUUUAAGAUUCUUGCACACGUAGACGAUGUCCUAGUUUGGUUGAACCUCAUUUCGCUCAUGUUCACCUCAUUUUUACCGUUCGCGUGUGCACUGGAGGGAAAAUACCCGAAGAAGUACCUUCCUCUCGUGUUAAUUUGCUGCGACAUGUUUAUCCUGGAACUGCUCGAAGUAGCCAUAAUCUUGUAUUCGUUUCAUCGGGAUUACCUCCUCAUAGAGGAAUUGCAGGAGCUGCCGAAAGAGCAGCAGAGAGAACGAAGAGACUAUAUGCUGGCGAAAAAACUGCUCAACCCAUUGCUGUAUAUCCUGGCUGCAUCUGUAAGUCACGCGAGUCCGACCACUUCCUGGGUCCUGCUCUCCAUCGUUAUCAUCACUCCGUGCAUACAUCGUUUUAUUGGCUUUCUCUUUCGAAAGUGCAAGGCGAUUCGUGUCGCUGGAGCUGAUUUUGACCUGAUGUUUGGCAAUUACAUCGACACGGAGAGAGUGGAAUGUUUCAGUGAUGGUGUCUUCUCCAUAGUCGCAACCCUACUUGUGUUGGACAUAACAACCGAGAACUUCCCCAAGAAUUCUGAUGUCAAGGAAAAUGGGAUUGAUAAAACUGUUCUGAAAAUGUGGCCCAAGUUCCUAGUUUACGCUGCAAACUUCAUCAUCAUUGCACUACUGUGGUUCAUUCACCAUUCCCUCUUUCACUGUAUCAAAACAAUGAAUCAACUGAUGUUGGUAUUCAACAACAUUUCUUUGGCUUUCAUUGGUUUCUUCCCUUUCCUCAUCGCCAUUUUAAACAGAUAUGCUGACAGCCCAGAUACUGUCAAUGACAGCACAAAGCUCGCUGUCCAGUGUGGUUCUGUGGCUAUAGCCAUGGCAGGUUUGUCUCAAGCAUUCGUGUUUGUAAUCGCAUUGUGGAAAGGUCCCAGCCAUCUUGAAACCAAGGUUAACCCAGCCGUUUCAAAAACCAGUCACUGCUACCUGGCCCUGAAACUCACUGUUAUACCUCUUAUCAGCCUUAUGGUGUAUUACACCACUCUGAGCCACAGUAACUGGGCAGUAUAUAUAACUUAUCAUGCUGCUGUAUUUGUGACCCCAUUUUUGUUUCUAGCACUUAAACUAAAUUUCGGCCGACGAGAGGUUGGUGUCAUGAGGCAUGACAUUGCUAUUGAUCCAGAUGUGGAGACUUGGAUUCCUCCACCACACAGGAGCAGAUUGAGGAUACAAAAGAAAGGUGUAGGUGACAGUAGUUUAUCGGAUUCAUUAGCAGUUUAAUGAUGUUGUUGCGUCAUGCAUUUAUAAGGUGUACAACAAAGUUACAAAACUACAGCAAGUAUAAAUCCUUACUGGAGAAAACCUCAUUCUAUUCCCAUUUAGCAGUUUAACAUUUGUUGCCGGGGGCUACUCCCAGAAAAAUUGGGUGGGGGUGUACGGCCCACUUCCCAAAACUUACAGGUAUGACCUGACCAAAAGUUUGAUACCCUGUUUAAGACCUGACCCUUCUAAUGUUAAAGGAAAUGUUUAUAUGCUUUUAUUAGGUAGGAUAGCUUUGCCUAAAAAUCACAGUCCCAAUUUAAGACAAGAGUAUAAAAACAAUACCUGAUUUGAGACCAAAAUGGCCAAAAUUGAUACCCUAUUUCUGACCCAAAGGGCUAAAAGACCAUACCCUUUGGGGCCGUACAUAUCUAUAUAGCCCAAUAAAGGAGUAUACCCCCCAAGCAUUGUUGUGGUAAGUUUUUAAAACUACAGUAUGCACAAAGCUCUCCUUCUCCCUUAUCCCCAACCCUUAUGCUACACCCUACAUCUUAGGCUCAAUGCUCACUUGCUGCCUAACGGCAGCCUAAGCACUGUGGCCUGGCACAAACACACUGCUGAGGUGUCAACAGGGCUGUCAUUACGUUUUGAGUCACCUGUUGCCUUGUUCUCUACACCUGCAGUAAACUUGUUACUUUGUGGGUGAAUUCUUUCAACAGCAGACAUUUUAACCCUUAGCAUCAAGGGAAAAUCAAGCAUUCUCAGCCAUAACAGGUGUUAUGGCACUUAAUGACAGCCCUGGUCAAGACUUCUGGUACUGAGCACCAGAACCCUUUAACCAUGUUACUUUUUUUAAAAAUCAUCCGUUUGUGGCAGUGUGGCUCAUGCCUUUUCUGACUAGUAACCCAUACCGGUCACAGAAACUAUGUUUAUAAACUAUUGUUAUGACGAUACAGUACAGAGUACUGAUCAACCCUCGAGUAUAUAAGCACUUUGAUCCAAAAUUUGGCAUAGACUCCUGGAAACCCAUAUUCACACUGAUAUCUAAAUGAUUCCUGGUACUGCCUCUCUUCACACCAAGUGUGAAAUGCUGCUGUAAAUGAAAAUAGGCCUUAUCACGGUUUUCGACCACCAUUGAACAUCAAUGCCAUUGUUUUAUAUACUUUUGUAUAUUUUACACAAUUUGCAGAAUCUGUAAUGUACUUUUAAGUGUUGAAAUGGGGAUUCUGUAUGUAAACCAAAGCUGAACAUGCAAGACAAUUUGAACAGAAUAUGAUUAAGUGUAAACUCAUUAAACGUAGCACGUAUAGGUUACAUUAAUAACAUGCUCUUUAGCUUUAAAAUUUAGAAAACAACUUUAGUUAGAAAUGGAAAGAUUUAGACAUUCAUUGCCUCUCUUCAGGUCAAACAUGGGGUGACAAAUAGAUUUGGUUACUGGUUAUUCUAAUGUAAAUUUACCCCAACCCUCAGGGAUGAGAGGGAGGGGAGACUCUAGAACAUUUUUUACUGGGAGGCUCCACUCCAAAGUCCAACCCUUUACCCUUUUUGUACCGUUUUGACAGAAAAGCUACCCGUUUUGUAUACCUUUUAUUGAAAAAAGGUACCCCUGUUACAUAUCUACUUAAGAACACUGCAUCCUUUUCUACACCCUUUGAAGGAAGUCAAUGAACAAUAUUACAGGAGAACAUCAAGCACCACCAGAAGAGAUGUUUUAACGAAAAAUCAAGUACUAUUUGCUUAGUUCAUGUUAUGGGGGGAGUUGAUACUCUGAUUUCUCGAUUUCCCGAUUUCCUGAUUUCCCGAUUUCCCUUCCCUUUCAUAUACCUCAACUUGUGAAAUCCCUACCUUUUUACAGUGUAUAUACCUGAACCCUGAGAAAGGUACCCCUUUCCGUCAGAGCCUCCCCAUUAGAGGGUACCCCCCCCCACCCAAAAGAGCAUUAGUGUGAAUUAGCAAUUUUUGUAGAUACUGAUUUAAGAGGUCUAUUGCAAUGUCUUGCGCAUGAGUAGUGAUACGAUUUUUGAAUGGAUGGUCCAAUUUUACAAGUUAUCCCCAGCAGCACAUGGCAAUGAGUCAUACAAUUUCUAUUGUUUAAAAACCUUCCAGUGUCAAUCAAAGUCGUUCAUGUGCAUUCACAUUAUGUUGACACAGGUACCUUUAAGUACUGUAAUUAACAAAAAAAACAAAACCUUCACUGUAGAGUUUGUUUUGCUUAGAAAGCUACUAGUUAGGAUGAAAAGUAAAGAUUAUUUUUUUCACUUCAUGUACAAAA